Ilyonectria robusta is the source of this 1809-nucleotide messenger RNA. Its product is annotated as YAP-binding/ALF4/Glomulin. NCBI's taxonomy places the organism in Eukaryota, Fungi, Ascomycota, Sordariomycetes, Hypocreales, Nectriaceae. Gene Ontology annotation, cellular component: cytoplasm. The record is from RefSeq and is a predicted model, not a curated record. Gene Ontology annotation, biological process: cellular response to oxidative stress. The transcript is spliced from 2 exons. The coding region runs from base 1 to 1809 and encodes 602 amino acids.
AUGGCAUCCUCCGUCGACGAAGCCGUCAAGAGGCUCCAAGAGUCCCGGCCUCCUGCAACCGACGCCUUCACCUACCUCACCAUCGUCGAAAAGUCUAUGUCUCCGGAAAUCCUCCCGGCCUUCCAAGAGAUCCUCGAAGAUGCCCGGCUGACCAGCGAUAUUGGCUGGGACCUCGUCGAGAUGCUCAUCAACAUCCCCGGCAGUUCGCCCUGCCUCGAGACCAUCGCCCGCCUCGGGAACCCGCGCGAGGUCAUCCUCAAGGUCCUCGAGGUCCUCGACUCCAACUCCGAGUCGUCAGAGGCCGGCGAUGCCAACGCCAGCGCCAAGUUCAUCACCCUCGUCGGCAUGCUCACCAUCUUGCACCGUCGCCUACAGGUCAAGGCGCCCUCGCGCUUCCUCCACUCCACCCUACAGACCGUCUACCGAGCCUACGAUCCCCGCGGCGCAGAGACCACUGCCGCCGUCAUCGAGCUUGUGAGGUCGCUGUCGGGGCGCCGACGUCCUCCGCUGCCCACACGCCAGUCGAGCACGAAGCUGGCUACACCCUUUCAAGAGAGCGACCCGUCUAAGAGCGCCCCGGAUCCCGAGGCCGAGACGACGGACCAGACGAGCCCCGGAGAGCCCGAGUUGGUUACCCGGAUGCUACAGUCGUUCAUCACCAGCAUCCUCGAGGCGUACGUCAAUUCCAACAGCAUGGAGUGGGCGUCAAGGCUUCUGGAAUACUGUACUCCAGAGAAGAUUGUGCCUGGCCGGCCAACGAUGCUGCAGGCCUUCAAUCAGGUAGCAGAGCUUCAGGCCAUGGAUGCCUUGGUCGGACAGCUAGUGGCCGUUGCCAGUGACCUUGGCUUGUCAAAAAUGACAUCCGCCGAAGUGAAGCAAGUCCUGGAGGCCCCGGUCUCCAGCAACCCAUUCUCUGGUGAGCCUGACUCUCAGCACCCGGAAGAUACGAAGCUGUCUCCCGGUGGGUUCUUGUGCUUUACGGCAUACCGUAUGUUUGCUUCGGAAAUCUUCGACGCCGACUACGACCAUCCCGACAUCAACAUCUUCCCCGAUCACCACCUUCUCUUGAAGCGUUUUCUCGAAGUCGAACCCGAGGCCAAGAUUGUGGGCAACCCCGGCACCGUCGAGGCGCUCAUAGUUGUGGCCUUGUGGCUCAACGACAAGAAGCGAUUAUCAGGCAGCUCCACCGCCAGUACAGAAAAGGAGGUCAACUUCAUGUCGUACCACCACCUUCUGACCCUGGUGUCAGUCUUCCACCCAGCGCUCCGAGUCCGAAACGUGGCCACCGUGCUAGCGGGUCUCAUUCUGCACGCCGAUCCUGAAGAAGAUGACCGACUCUCCAUCAUGGAGGAUUUGUUAGAGAAUUGCAUGUUCUCGUCCCUGCAGGCCUGCGCGGUGACGUGGUUACGGGAAGAAAUGAUCGCAGCCCGCAAGUCGGGUUCCAAGGGUCGCUUCUCUAGUCCAGACUGCCUAGAUGCCUUGCAAUACACUCUCUUCCAGGACCUCGUACAUCUCAAUGAGACGGAUUCGGUGGCCCUCUGGGAGUACUGGGUGCAAAACGCGCCUUUCCACCUACAGGUCGCAAACUUUGCCCUGUUCCUCUUCGGCGGGAAGGACUACAAAGACCUGGCACCGGCUGGAAUGGCUGCGGCCAUUGAGCACCGAUACGUUCGUCCCUUGCUGUCCGCGGCGACAACGCUGAAGAGCGCUGUGGAGAAGAAGGAGAUUGACGGCGAGGGUACAGAGGGAGAGGUCUUGAUGCAGCUGGGUAUCUUAGAAGAUACCUUGGGGCGUGUGCCUCUGCAGUAA